Diorhabda carinulata is the source of this 1004-nucleotide messenger RNA. It is a transcript of the gene Sod2, whose product is annotated as superoxide dismutase [Mn] 1, mitochondrial. The record is from RefSeq and is a predicted model, not a curated record. Lineage: Eukaryota; Metazoa; Arthropoda; Insecta; Coleoptera; Chrysomelidae. Gene Ontology annotation, biological process: superoxide metabolic process. The coding region runs from base 161 to 820 and encodes 219 amino acids. Gene Ontology annotation, cellular component: mitochondrion. Gene Ontology annotation, molecular function: superoxide dismutase activity; metal ion binding. The transcript has 4 exons.
GAUUGUGUCAUCAAAAAGUGACUAAUUUACCUCCUAGUUGUCAAUUUAAUUUUUAGUCCUGUGACAAAUUGUCAUAUUUAUAGAAUAGAUCUGUCGAAUAGUUGAACCGGUCAGAGAACGUGAUUAGUUAUCAAAAAUAACUUUUUAAAAUUAAUUGAUAAUGCUUACAUUAAGGCAACUCGUUACAGCUGCAAAAACUGCGGCUCAAAAUGCAAGUAGGAUGAAACAUUCUCUUCCCGAACUUCCUUAUGAAUACGCCGCUCUUGAACCAGUAAUUUCUAGAGAAAUAAUGAAUCUGCAUCAUUCUAAACAUCACAAUACUUACGUAACAAACUUGAAUGCAGCUGAGGACAAAUUGCGAUCUGCUACUGAAAAAGGAGACAUCAGCACUAUAAUAUCCUUGGCUCCUGCUUUGAAGUUCAACGGCGGUGGUCACUUAAACCACUCAAUAUUUUGGCAGAAUUUGAGUCCCUGCAAAACUGAUCCCAGUCCUGAGUUAUCCACUGCUAUUAAUAAUGCUUUUGGAAGCAUGGAAAAUAUGAAGAAGCUUCUUUCAGCUCAAACUACUGCUAUUCAAGGUUCCGGGUGGGGUUGGUUGGGAUAUAAUCCAACUUCAAAAACAAUCCAAAUUGUAACAUGUGCCAAUCAAGAUCCUCUUCAGGCUACUACUGGUUUGGUACCACUUCUAGGUAUUGAUGUUUGGGAACAUGCUUAUUAUUUGCAGUAUAAAAAUGUGAGAGCUGAUUACGUAAAUGCAAUUUUUGAUAUUGUCAAUUGGAAAGACGUCUCCGAGAGAUACAAAAAAGCUGCUGGCUGUUGAAUUUAAUCAUAGUUUUUAUUAUGAACUUUUUGUUGUUACUUUUUAUUUAAAAAAACAAUAGAUAAUAUCUAAAAAAAUGUAGAAUUAUUGAAUUAAAAUUUAUGUUGAUUAUAAGAUGUAUAUCCAGAAUAUGAAUUUUUUAUGCACUUUUUAAGUGUUAUGAUUAAAUAGUACUAUAAAAUAA